Messenger RNA from Fulvia fulva, 891 nucleotides. RefSeq lists its product as uncharacterized. The transcript has a single exon. The record is from RefSeq and is a predicted model, not a curated record. NCBI's taxonomy places the organism in Eukaryota, Fungi, Ascomycota, Dothideomycetes, Mycosphaerellales, Mycosphaerellaceae. The coding region runs from base 1 to 891 and encodes 296 amino acids.
AUGCCCAAAUCAGCUGCAGAAGAAGCAGGCCUCGAAUGGACCUCCCACUGCAUCAGACCACGACAGCCUCGACAGAAGCCGAUGGAGGUACUCUGUCUCGGUCUCAGCCGAACAGGCACAAUGUCAACAUACGCAGGCCUGCGACAGCUUGGCCUGAACCCAUACCACUGCGUGGAAAUGGGCCGCGAUAACUCCAACAUGACCAUCCGGAAGUGGCGCAAACAGAUCGAAGCAAAGUACUUCAACGGUGCUGAACAGCGUUGGAAGACAGCCGACGACUUUGACGAAGUUCUCUGGCCUUAUGAUGCCACUACUGACAUCCCUUGUGUCCUUUUCGUGGACGAGUUGCUGGCGGCAUAUCCCAAUGCAAAAGUCAUUCUAACCGAACGUGACACCGCCGGCUGGAUCAAAUCGGUCGAGGCCACUUUCCUGCCAAUCCUCCGAACCAAGAUGUUCACUCACUUCCUCGAGUACAUCGAUUUCGAGCACUGUUACGAUUACUUCCCGGUGCUGCGUUACAGUCUGCAUGUUUGGUCCGGUGGCAACUGGUCUGACACGGCCAGGCUGGGAAAAGGGUAUGAAGAGCACAAUGCUUAUGUCAAGAGUGUUGUGCCGCAGGAGAGGUUGCUGGUGUGGCAUGCAAGGGAUGGCUGGGAGCCGCUGUGUAAGCAUCUUGGGAAGCCUGUUCCGGACAAGCCGUUUCCGAAGAUCAAUGAGGGCGAUUUUGCUGCGAAGUUGCAUAAGAAGGUUGUAUUGCCACUUAGGCUUCUUGCUGUGACGACGAAGCUGUUGAAGGUGAUGGCGCCGAUUGUAGUCGCGUGGCUCGGCUGGUGGGCGUAUGGGAGAGGUUAUGGCGAUAAGCUGAUGGAUGUUGUGGUCAGGAGCAGCUAG